AAAACAAGGGCAAGCACCAGCAGCCAUGGCUUCAGCUUCCUACUCAGAGGAUUUGACUUGCUCCAUUUGUCUGUCGAUCUUCAGGGAUCCUGCAAUCCUCCUGUGUGGCCACUCUUUCUGCAGAGAGUGCAUUGAGAAUUCUCUGACUUUACAGCGUCAGUGUCCACAGUGUCGGGCAGACGUUCCUAAAGAAGGAAAAUAUCUUUUGACCAGUCACAUUUUGAAAAAUCUUGCUGAAAAGGAAGCGCAGAGGCUGAGCACAGAACAAGGAAAUGGCAGAGAAUUCUCCGAGGUUGAUGAGCAGUUGUGUCCUGAACAUGAAGAAAAGCUGAAACUGUUCUGCGUCACAGAUCAGCAAUUAGCUUGUAUCAUAUGCCGAGAUGGGGAGAAGCAUGACGGGCACAGGUUUAAACCAGUCAAAGAAGCAGCUGCUGUUGUAAGGAAGGGGGUGGAGCCAUUAGUGCAAAACAUUUCUGAUUACGUCUGUGCUACAGAGAGGCUGGCCAACACACAGAGUGAAGAAAUAACAAAAACCAAGGGGAAGUCUCAGCAGCUGAUGACUCAGAUCUGCAGUCAGUUUGAGGAGAUGCAUGAUUUUCUGAGGAAGAGAGAAGACCAGAUCAAGCAAGAGCUGAAACAAAAGGAGGACGAUGCGGUCCAGAUAAUGAGUGAGACACUAAAAGCCAUGGAAACAGCUCUGACAGAGAGCAGAGAGCUGGAGGAACAAGUGACAUCUGCUUUGAAAAUCACAGACUCUGAGAAGUUCUUAAAGAAUUGGACUAAGAACAACAGCAAGAUGACUCCUGAACAUUUAUUCAGUUCUAUAGCCAAAGACUUUCAAGUGGUGAAUAGUUGUCUUUCUUUAGGACCUUAUGAAAGUCACCUGCAGUUCUAUGUGUGGAAGGAGAUGCUUCAGGUCAUCCAGCCCCGAGAAGAACAGCUGUCCCUCCAGAGUACAAGCAGAGACAUAACUGUGUCUGAUGGUGGGAGGGAUUUGAUGUAUGGUCCCCAAAUCAUCCAAAGUAACUACUGCACACCCUGUACAUAUUGUUCCAGGAAUCGUUCCAGUGGAUUUGGAUUUGCUUCCUAUACUUCAGUGAGAUGCAGGGAGAACACCACAGAACGAUGUGCUUCUGCACUCAGCUCCAGUGAGUUCACCUCAGGGCAGCAUUACUGGGAAAUAGAGGUUGGAAAAAGGAAAUACUGGAAAGUAGGAACAGGAAAGAAUUACCUGUGUUUUGAUCAACAAAAAUAUGUCACAUCUCGUCCAGACACAGAGUUAGAACUUACAGGAACACCACAAAAGAUUGGGCUCUACCUUGACUGCGUAUCAGCAGAGCUUUCUUUCUAUGAUGCAGAAAACAUGACUCUUUUACACACCAUGACAAAUUGUGACAUGUCAGCACCAGUGAAAGCAUUUAUAGAAUACAAAUUUAGUAAGGGAGCAGAUCACAACCCGCUAAGAGUGUGCUGGUUGUGAAGAGAGAGAGAGACACUGGGGCCACAGGGAAACGCCGAGCUGCAGAGAGACAUCCAAGAUGAUGUCUGAGAAGGUUCUUAGUCAUCCAGGAUAUGUUCCCUCUCAGAGAGUGCACAUAGAUCGAAAUGUACUUGCUGGUCAGCCUACAGAGGCUUAUUACCUGGACUUUUUCUCCCAGUCAGUCAGAACUUAUGAAGACUACAGACAAGGACCUUCUCCACUGUUUUAUUA
This is a messenger RNA of Solea solea (common sole), 1711 nucleotides long. Its product is annotated as nuclear factor 7, brain-like. Gene Ontology annotation, molecular function: protein binding; zinc ion binding. The record is from RefSeq and is a predicted model, not a curated record. Bases 26 to 1480 code for a protein of 484 amino acids. The transcript has 2 exons. NCBI's taxonomy places the organism in Eukaryota, Metazoa, Chordata, Actinopteri, Pleuronectiformes, Soleidae.